AUGUUGCUAUGCCAUCCAAAUAUUUAGAAUAUUGAAGAAGUCUUUGCUGUUACAAAUAACGAAAUUGUAAUUGUUCAAAAAAUGUAAGGAGAAAACUUAAAUAAACUCUUAAUUAAUAAGAAAAUUGAUUAGGAGAAAGCAAUGGGUUAUAUAUAACAAAUUAUGAAAGCAUUUUGUUAUUUACAUUCUUUGAAUAUCAUACAUUCAGAUUUUAAGCUUGAAAACGUUGUGACAGUUCUCGAUGAUGAUACCAAAAUUAAAAUCAUAGAUUUUGGAUUCUCUCAAAUUAAAAUAUUUAAUAAGUUUUUUACUCCUCUAGGAUACACGAAAGGCUAUGAACCAAUUGAAGAAAAAUAUACGUUCGAAAGUGACAUCUUUUCAAUAGGAAAGUCUAUAAAUAAAAUUUAUGCAAAUAAUAAAUUUUAUAAAUCCAUGUAAAUGGAAUAAUUAAUAAAUUAAAUGAUAGAUAAUAGCAUUUAAAAUAGAUGUACAAUUAAGUAGGCAUCUCACAAAUUUUAGUUAGAGAUGGUUACUUAUAAAAUAUUUAUGUAAAUAAUUUCAAAAGAAGAAAAAUUUUAAAAUUAUGAUAACUAAAUUUAUAAAGAUUUUGCAGAUAGCAUACAUUUUUUAUUUGAAAAAUUUAGAAGAUUUUAUUACAGUACAUUUUCAGUUCAACAAGAACCCGAAAAUAAAAAAACUUAGUUUAUAGAAUUUUAAAAUAAAUAUAAGCAAUUUAAUAUUAUUGCUAUUACUUAAUAAAUUCUAUUACUUUUAGAUGAAAAUAUUACUCCAUAAAAUUAAUCUUUUGUAGAGUGUCUUGCAGAUAACGACAUUAAGUUAUUUGUUUUAAAAUUGUUAAGUUAUGAAAAAAGAAUUUCUUAGAAUUAAAAUAUUGAAAUUCAAAUCCAACUGCUUGAGGAGUGCUUUAGACAAUCUAAUUAUGAAAAAAAUGAAUUAAUUGAUAAUCUAAUUAAUAAAAUUGAGGAUAAUUCUAAGGAAACUAAUACAUUCUAUGAGUAGAUAGAAAAGAAACUUGAUUGUAUUUAAUAUUCUAAAGAUGAAUUAAAACUUGAUGAAGAAUAUUUAAAACUUAUAAAUAACAUCGAAAAACAGCUCUAGGAUUUAGAAAAUAAAUAAGAUAUGGAAAUAGAACCAAAUAUCCAAUCAAGUUCAUAAAAUAAUUAGAUUUCUUAGAAUACUCAGAAUAAAAGUUAACCUAUGGAAAUAGAAUCAAAUUGGCAAUCAAAUUCAUAUUAUAACAUUAUUUAGCAUUCUUCAGAAAAUUCAGAUAUAAAAAAUAUAAAUGCAGGAGAUUACCAAGUCAGUCAGAGUAUUUAGUAUCAAAAUUAAUUUCAUGAAUAAGCUAGCAGUUAGUCAUACUUUACUCGAGUUUUAGGACCUAUUAUUAAUUAAGAUUCACAAAACACAAAUACGGAAUAUAUUUAGGAGUCUAAUUCUGAAUCUUAUCAAAUUAAUUCUACUUAAUACUCAUAGUCUCAAACUUAAAUUUAAUUUGAAUAAUAGUCUUAUUACAGUUCAUCAUUAGAAACUGAAAAUAUUUGA
Tetrahymena thermophila SB210 is the source of this 1563-nucleotide messenger RNA. RefSeq names its product kinase domain protein. Gene Ontology annotation, biological process: protein phosphorylation; intracellular signal transduction. NCBI's taxonomy places the organism in Eukaryota, Ciliophora, Oligohymenophorea, Hymenostomatida, Tetrahymenidae. The record is from RefSeq and is a predicted model, not a curated record. Gene Ontology annotation, cellular component: cytoplasm. The transcript has 4 exons. Gene Ontology annotation, molecular function: protein serine/threonine kinase activity; ATP binding.